Messenger RNA from Ostertagia ostertagi, 252 nucleotides. NCBI's taxonomy places the organism in Eukaryota, Metazoa, Nematoda, Chromadorea, Rhabditida, Trichostrongylidae. The record is from the annotation of a GenBank genome assembly.
AUGGAUUGUGUGCCUGGAGAUUUUAUGUGCCUUGAGAAAUAUCGCAAAAAUGCUGCAAUGAUCCAAAUCUUCUAUGAAGAACUGAACUAUGAAACGCUCCAAGAAACACCUGCAUACACACUUACGAGCGUACUUGCUGAUCUGGGCGGUUUGACUGGAUUGUGGAUUGGCGCCUCCGUGGUCAGCCUACUCGAAAUUUUCUCAUUGAUUGUGUUUGCUGCUCAAGCAUACGUCAGAAAACGAAAAGGAUCA